CUUAAACAUGGCAGCUUUAUCUAUGGAAAAUUGCAAGGUUACGAAUUCGGUGCUCUUGAGGGUGCUCGGGGGAGUUGCAGCGGCCACAUUAUUAGACGAGAGCAGCUAUGAGCCACUCACUCGGUGUUUUGCCUGCGGUGUCCCAAUGGAAAGUGUGAACAGAUGCACCGAUGUUGAUGUUGCCCAGGCUCUUCCUCUCAGUAAUUGGCUUGCUAUAGUUUCGGAUUUUUCUUGUGGCAAUGAGAAGAACCAGCUCCUAAUAAGACACGUAGCAGACCUUGUCCUCGCAAUUGCUCUUCUUCGCGAAAGCGGUCGAAGGAUAGAGAAUUCUAGCCAUGCGGUCGUCUCAGACGCAGAUUUAACCAUAGUAUGGAACAUGAUACGAGGUGCACUUCUCAGUGACCUGUUUCGAGAUUCUAAUGUCCGGGCAUCCCGCAGCGCACAAGGGUUCCUAUCUGUUCCACUCUGCAGCAUAGUGGAUAACGGCAAUAUUGAGGAGCUUUUUCGGCUUCAUGUGUGGCUACCCGAUAGCCAGCGAGGGUCUUCUGUGUUUGCGGUUCAUUCUCAUCAGCCAUUUGGACAGAGUUGGAUCCUCGCUGGUGCCGGGGUGGACCAUACAUUCGAUGUUCACCCGACGACAGAUUAUGCAGCAGCCACCCAUGCGGAAUAUAGGCUAGUCUGGCAAGAUGGAACAAGUCCCAGUGAGUCAUAUAAAAUCCAUCAGAUAUCAUCUACCGUCGAGAAUACUGGAAAUUUGGUGCGAGUGACGGCUAUGGGCUCAAAGCUUCACACGCGCAACAUGAGCUACUCGAUUCCGGCCGCUGCAUUCCAUCGCACAGAAGUUUUACCUGAUACCCUGCACGCCACGCUCUUCUACUUUGACGCAUCUCGUGGGUUUGUGAAAGACGCACCAGUGUUGGGUCCUAAGGAUCUUGGCUCCUCCACUCAACUGCGCGAUCCUGGUGGCAUCAUACCAGCAGCGCUAGCGACCAUGGUAGACGCGGUUCGAUUGUGGGAAAUACUGAUGGAGCAGGGAGGAAAACAUGCCCAGCGUGCUGAGUGGGAACAUGCAUUGCGGUCAUUCAGCCACGCUCUCAGUCUUUGUGGGCAGGCAGAGCGCUUGCCAGAGUCAGCAAACUACAAGCAUAUCGUGCUAGGGAAGCUAGGAUAUACAUUUAGACAGUUUGGAAGAUAUGACAAGGCAGAGGAGUAUCUGAAAAACGCGCUGAAUAUGCUUGGCUCAACACCUUUGCAUGUCGAUCUUCAUGGAGAGAUGGGGGUAGUUUAUCGCCAUAUGAAUCGACUUGAAGAUGCGAAGCGAGAGUUUGAGAUUCAGUAUAAGCUGGCAAGGGAGCUAAAGCUAGAACAUGCCAUGUGCCGUUCUAUCGGGAACUUGGGCAUGGUAAACUACCAGCUUUCGAGAGAUUUACUGCCUCUAGCCAUUGACCAGCUGAAGGAGCGUAUCCAGCUAGCUCGAUCCAUUAAGGCUUUUGUGGGAUCGGGUAAGAAAUACCAAGCCAUCAUCUGGGAGACGGUUGGACUGUCUCGACUGUCACUCUGCUACACUGCCUGUGGUCUCACAAAAGACGCGAUUGCCACGGCUUCAGAAUCCGUGAAAGCCGCCCUCAGUAUAAAAGACCCUACAGUAGUUGCAAUGUCCCGAUUUUUCUAUGGGCGCGCUUUGCAUCUGAAUGGGCAGUUUGAGGAAGCGUUACGGCAGUUCAAUCCGAUUGGGACGUGUACUCCCGCUAUGGCACUGUGCAAAGAGCCUUCGAAUGAGAAUUUGGGAUAUUUACAAGAACUGGUGGAGGUUGGAGUCGACAUGGACCUUAUCGACGAGCAGGGCUAUAGUGCAUUGGAUUACGCUGUAUUCUGCGGCGACAAGCAGACUGAAGAGGUUGUUCUUGAUGGGCUUCGCCAACAGCUUGGAGAGCAAGCAGACGACAAGCUCUUACAGCAGCAAAGAGAGGCUCGAGUUCGAAAGUGCUAUCGGGAGGUGUUCCAGGAAAGUCUGCGGCCUGUCCUUCUAGAAAACAGCAAUGAUGCAAAUCAACUGCAGCAUCUACGACGCGUGUAUACCACGUCACUUACAGCAAACGAAGAGAGAAUCAAUAUAUUUGACGGGCUCAAGUUUGUGUGGUACCUGGACUUCGUGCACAAUGGUAGACUUCCACGAUCGAACCACGGCCUGACACAGAACUAUCACGAUAUAAAACCCAACCUUGCUCCAGAUUAUAUCAUCUUUAUAUCAUAUCGCUGGAUCAAUGGUGAUCCAGCGUGUGUAACGUCACCAGAUGACACCAGUAAUACCCAAUAUUGCCGGAUGAUCAAAGCAAUAGAGGCAUUCUUAGAUACUCACCCUUCCAUAAACCCACAGAAGCUAGGAAUUUGGCUGGAUUGGGCGUGCAUCGACCAGGACGACCCUUUGUCUGGAAUUGCCGCCCUCCCUCUCAACCUUGCACAGUGUGAUGCAGUAAUUAGCCUAGUCGAUACUAGUUACCACGAUCGUGCAUGGUGUUCUAUCGAAGUCAUGAUUAUACAGAUACUCCGAAGGUCAUAUAAUCUGCAUUCAUGGUAUGAGCAUACUAAAAUCGAGAACACAGAGCAUUGGGCAAUAAAUGAGGGCCCUUUGGAAUUUGAGCCAUCCGUUGCAGGAAAACUAUUGGGCUCUGAACAGGACCGGCCCAGGAUCCUAUUCCUAGAGAGACAGACGAGAUUGCUCGGUCGGGACUAAGCAAAACAUGUUGGGUACUGCCGCUUUGCGCUAUACUUACUUGGUCACUAUGAGCUCUGUGCAUUCUCGAUUGCAUACACGCAAGGAAUCUCGCCUUGGCAUCGGCUUUACUUCGGUUUUUCGAAUUUUCUUCCUGCCAUUGAUUACCAACCCGCCAAUCAAGCAAGCUAUGUAUAUGCAUACGUCCCUGCAUGCCUUUCGUAUUCUAAGCCUUCUCAUAAUUCUGAAAUCAAUGUUCUAGACUAUGAAGGAAAGCUACUAAUUGUCAGGGCCUUAGGUUAAACUCUGCCUGAGGCACCAAAUGCUUUAUUCACUGUUGAUCAGUUCCCACAACAUUGAUAUCCCACAGUUCCUGUAUGAUAGAAUUUUGUUUCUUUCU
This is a messenger RNA of Aspergillus alliaceus, 3113 nucleotides long. Its product is annotated as tetratricopeptide repeat protein. Gene Ontology annotation, molecular function: protein binding. The transcript has 2 exons. The record is from RefSeq and is a predicted model, not a curated record. Lineage: Eukaryota; Fungi; Ascomycota; Eurotiomycetes; Eurotiales; Aspergillaceae. The coding region runs from base 8 to 2734 and encodes 908 amino acids.